AUCAAAAUGGGUAUAUUUCUCUCGCGACUCUGGUCCACAUUUGAGGACCUGGUCGGAAACGGAGAUCCCUGGAAUAUCCUUAUGUUGGGGCUUGACAACGCUGGUAAAACAACAAUUGUCUACAAGCUGAAACUCAACGAGAACAUCGCCACAAUCCCUACAAUCGGCUUUAACGUGGAGACAGUUACCCCGUGCAAGGGUGUCACCUUCACUAUUUGGGACGUGGGAGGUCAGGAGGCUAUCAGGCGCUUGUGGAGACACUACUACUCUACCUGCAAGGGCCUUGUCUUCGUCGUGGACAGCAAUGAUCCCUCCCGCUUUGUGGAAGCUGCUGAUGAAUUGAGAGGUAUCAUUGAAUCUCCAGAGAUGCCCAAAGGAGUUCCAAUCCUGGUUCUGGCCAACAAACAAGACCUCCCUCAAGCUUCCCGACCCUCAGCGAUUGCAGACAAAUUGCAGCUUCAUUCAUACAGGUCGAACAAGUGGUUUGUUCAAGGUUGCACAGCGUGCUCCGGCGACGGACUACAGGAAGGCCUCGAGGUCAUGGCCCAAAACUUGAGGGAGUACAAGAGAAACAUGGGUAACAGUACUUUCUAGAGUCUAGCUGCUAUAAUGACUACAGACUAGUGACAAGGGGCGACAUUGUUCGCGAUUUAAGGUUAAACAAUCAAGAGGACUAUCCAAGCUUAACUAGGUAAUAUGAUACCUGGUAUUAGCAUUUAUUGAGAUGCUGAUUGAGAAUUAUGUUGGACUGAAUUGUUGAAUGACAAAGCUGUUUUAAAAUUCUUUGCUUUUAUUAAAGCAUUAUUAUGAAUUAGAUUUAGAAUGAGCUUUACUAUGUGUAAUAUAAAAUUGUUGAAAUGUAAUUGUAAUUUGUAGACAACUAAAAAGCAUGCAAUUGAUACAAUUUUAAAGUUUAAAACUAGAAUCCCGACGGGAUUCUAGUCUAUGCCUGAUUUUAGUAAUAGUAACUACGUUAACGAACCAUAUAUAUGAUAUAUUUAUGUAAAUAUUAUCAGAAAUUUUUACGGUUUGUCAAACUUUAUGCUAGCAAUUUAUUUCAUUGCAAUGCAGAAGUAACUCUACCUUAGAGUGAAUUGAUUAAAAUGAUUUUGAAUUUUAUAAUUAGUAAUUGUAGUUACAUGUGUUUUUU
Bolinopsis microptera is the source of this 1150-nucleotide messenger RNA. RefSeq lists its product as uncharacterized. Gene Ontology annotation, molecular function: GTP binding; GTPase activity. The coding region runs from base 7 to 594 and encodes 195 amino acids. Gene Ontology annotation, cellular component: cytoplasm; plasma membrane. The record is from RefSeq and is a predicted model, not a curated record. Gene Ontology annotation, biological process: vesicle-mediated transport; intracellular protein transport. The transcript is spliced from 4 exons. NCBI's taxonomy places the organism in Eukaryota, Metazoa, Ctenophora, Tentaculata, Lobata, Bolinopsidae.